Molecule: messenger RNA, 1977 nt
Organism: Mycena citricolor
Lineage: Eukaryota; Fungi; Basidiomycota; Agaricomycetes; Agaricales; Mycenaceae
Source: the annotation of a GenBank genome assembly
GCAAAAGUUGAUCCGAUUCACAUCAUAAAUGCUUUCUCUCCGUCGAUGUUGCGCACACACAAGAGCUGCCGGGAGACACCUCGUUAGUUCCAAAGCAAGUCCGCGGACCGACCCACAAAUACAAAACGCCAUCUACGUGUCCGAAUCCUCUGACCCGUACUUCAAUCUGACAUUCGAGGACUGGCUCUUCAGACGCAGCCCCCCGGAGAAGCCUCUCCUGUUCCUCUACCGCAACAAUCCGUGCGUCGUCAUCGGGCGGAACCAGAAUCCGUGGAAGGAGGUCAACUUCCGCGCGCUGCGCGCGGCUGGGAAUGUAUCGUUUCUGCGCAGACGAAGCGGCGGCGGGACGGUCUACCACGACCUGGGCAACACGAACUUCUCCAUCCACCUCCCCCGCCGUGCCUUCGACCGCCAGACGACAGGCGCCCUGAUCCUGCGGGCCGUCACGACGCUGGACAUCCCCGGCGUGCGUCUCAACGACCGGAACGACAUCUGCGUCGCGGACGACAAGGUUUCGGGAUCGGCGUACAAGAUCACCACCGGGCGCGCGUACCACCACGGCACGAUGCUCAUCUCGACGCGUCUGGACACACUCGGCGACCUCCUGCGGGUCGAGGGCAAGGAAACGAUGCAGACGAACGGCGUUGCCUCGGUCCGGUCACCUGUGUGCAAUAUCAGGCAGACGCAGCCGGAUGUGACGCAUUCCGCCUUUGUGGAUGCGGUGGUCUCGCAGUUCCAGCAGGAAUACGAUAUCGACGACAAGCCUCUCACCGUCGACGAGUCCUGGGAUGUCGAUAGCGAGUUCAUGAGCAGUGGCAUAGACGAGCUACAGGGCUGGGACUGGCUCUACGGUCAAACACCCUUCUUCACGUACACCCUAGAACGCGAGUUCGCAUGGGGCACUCUCCGUGCGGAGGUCUCCUCGAAGCACGGGAUGAUUAUGUCCUGCUCGCUCUCUGCGCCGCAAGCCCCGAGUGCGGUGCAGCAGGCGCUGCACGCGCUGGGCAAGUCUGCGGAGGCUAAAGCCUAUGGACAGUGGCCGCAAGCGGAAACGGACCAGUAUCCGGAGCUGCUGGAGGUAGGUUUGUGGCUCAAGGAGGCGUUCCAGUGAGAAGACUAUCGGAGCUCCGGUCCUCUAGCUAGGCGUAUUUUCAGUUGAUGGGGGGGGGGGGUGGCCUUUUGGACAAGGCGUCGUCGAAGAUCUGGAAUAGUUUGCCAGAGCUCAAUGAUUACUUAGAUCCGAGCCCGCGAACAAACCAAUCGAUAGAAUUGGCCGAUCCGAGCCAUGCCGUCAGGAUAUAGACAAUGAGAGACUGGAUGGAGAUCGAGCGAGAACAAAGCAGAUUCUUGGAACAAAGGAGAUGCGGGAUGGCUGCGCGUGGCACGAGGCUGCGAAGGCGAUCUGCGAAGACCGACAACUAAGGAUAGACGAUGAUAUCUUCCCCCGCCCAGAGCUCGCUCGAACAGUGGGUGGUCUUCCCACACACAAUAUCCAGGAACAAGGCGCAAGUGCACACAAAUUGACAGAGCCGUAAGUACAGACACAAAAGACGUUUUAACAAGCAAAGUGGGCGAAUUCGCCUCUAACCAAAGUGAAGAACAACUACAUCUGCACCAUGAGCAGAUACUUGAGCCGGAUCUGGGCGGUGUCGUACACGAUGUACUCGUUGUACAGCAGGUGGCCCCCAGCUAUCGGCGAGUCCACGGGCUUGCCCUCCGGCAUGUGGACGCCUCGGAGCGCGUCGUUGUCGAGCGCCUCUCCGGCGUCCUUCCAGUCUCCGGGCUGAGUUGAUCCCAGGCCUUUUGUUGCACUAGCAAGGGUGAAUCAGCCUAAAGAGCGGAGAUGCGGCAUGGGCUCCUCACAGCUUUUUGGCCUUCUUGCAGCCUUUGUCGGCGUCAUAUUCCUUGAAUACACUUAGUACAGGACAAGAGGAAGGGAGAUUCCAAUGGCAUACAGCAGUCGUGCGCUCGUAGAAU